GAAAAGCAAAACCCACAAUUCCCCUAUCCAGUCUAUAAUCUAUAUAUUAUAUAUCCCUCCUUUUCCUUCCAGCAAUCCAAUCUUAAUUUUAUUACUGUCUUUGAAGAUAUGGCGAGUGACAUGAUGGUUGAGAAUGGAAAUGGGAACAGCUUGCCAAAUGACUCUUUCUGCAUUAGCCGUGACCCGCUCAACUGGGGCAGUGUGGCAGAAUCACUCAGUGGAAGCCAUUUGGAUGAAGUGAAACGUAUGGUGGCUGAGUAUCAGAAGCCGUUGGUGAAGCUCGGUGGCGAGACCUUGACCAUAUCACAAGUUGCCGCUAUAGCUACGCGUGAAUCGGUUGUCAAGGUGGAGUUGUCAGAGGCCGCCCGUGCCGGUGUCAAGGCUAGCAGUGACUGGGUCAUGAACAGCAUGGAUAAAGGGACAGAUAGUUACGGUGUAACUACCGGGUUUGGCGCCACUUCUCAUAGACGGACCAAACAAGGUGGUGCCUUGCAAAAGGAACUUAUCAGAUUUUUGAAUGCUGGUAUCUUCGGAAAUGGGACAGAGUCAUGCCACUCCCUGCCACACAGUGCCACCAGAGCUGCCAUGCUGGUCAGGAUCAACACUCUCCUCCAGGGUUACUCUGGUAUCAGAUAUGAAAUUCUAGAGGCAAUCGCUAAGCUUCUCAACCACCACAUCACUCCAUGUUUGCCACUCCGCGGCACAAUCACCGCCUCUGGUGAUCUUGUUCCUCUGUCCUACAUAGCCGGAUUGCUCACCGGUAGGCCUAAUUCCAAGUCUGUGGGACCAAAUGGAGAAUCCCUCACUGCCCAGGAAGCCUUUCAGUUAGCCGGAAUCGAAUCCGGGUUUUUCGAAUUGCAGCCUAAAGAAGGGCUUGCUUUAGUCAACGGGACCGCAGUUGGGUCUGGUUUAGCCUCAAUUGUCCUUUACGAAACAAACAUACUUGCUGUCUUAUCUGAGAUCCUCUCUGCAAUUUUCGCUGAAGUAAUGAACGGAAAACCGGAAUUCACCGACCAUCUGACUCAUAAAUUGAAGCACCACCCCGGCCAAAUUGAAGCAGCGGCAAUAAUGGAACAUAUUCUCAACGGUAGCGCUUAUGUUAAAGCAGCCAAGAAAUUGCACGAAAUGGAUCCCCUGCAGAAACCGAAGCAGGAUCGCUAUGCUCUGAGGACAUCUCCACAAUGGCUCGGCCCCCAGAUUGAAGUGAUCCGAUUCGCAACAAAAUCAAUUGAAAGAGAAAUUAAUUCUGUUAACGACAACCCUCUGAUCGAUGUUUCUAGAAACAAGGCUUUGCACGGUGGCAACUUCCAGGGUACCCCGAUCGGAGUCUCCAUGGACAAUUCCCGCCUGGCAAUUGCAUCUAUCGGGAAAUUGAUGUUUGCCCAAUUCUCGGAGCUUGUGAACGAUUUUUACAACAACGGGCUUCCGUCGAAUCUGUCCGGUGGCCGGGAUCCUAGCUUGGAUUACGGAUUCAAGGGUGCUGAAAUCGCAAUGGCCUCGUACUGUUCGGAGCUCCAAUAUUUGGCAAAUCCAGUCACCAGCCAUGUCCAGAGCGCGGAACAGCACAACCAAGAUGUCAAUUCUUUGGGGUUGAUCUCCUCCAGGAAAACUGCAGAGGCCGUUGAUAUCUUGAAAUUGAUGUCUUCCACUUUCCUUGUGGCACUCUGCCAAGCCAUUGAUUUGAGGCAUUUAGAAGAGAAUCUGAAGAACACAGUGAAGAACACCGUAAGUCAGGUGGCCAAGAAAGUCCUAACCACCGGCGCUAACGGCGAACUCCACCCUUCAAGAUUCUGCGAGAAGGAUUUACUCAAAGUGGUGGACCGCGAACACGUGUUCGCCUACAUUGACGAGCCCUGCAGCGCCACCUACCCACUACACCAGAAACUCCGCCAAGUCCUCGUCGAUCACGCCUUGUCCAAUGGCGAGAAGGAGAAGAAUGCAAACACCUCAAUCUUCCAAAAGAUCGAAGCUUUUGAGGAAGAACUGAAGACCCUUUUGCCUAGAGAGGUGGAGAAUACCAGAGUGUUGUAUGAAACCGGAAAUCCGGCGAUCCCCAACAGGAUUAAGGAAUGCAGGUCUUAUCCCCUGUACAAGCUUGUGAGGGAAGAGUUGGGAACUGGGCUUUUGACCGGAGAAAAGGUGAGGUCCCCCGGCGAGGAGUUCGAUAAGGUUUUCACGGCGAUCUGUGAGGGGAAGAUCGUCCAGCCCAUGCUGGAUUGUCUGAAGGAAUGGAAUGGCGCUCCUCUUCCACUCUGCUAGUUUCAUUUCGUUUGCUAUGAUUUCAAUUUUAAAUUUUUUUUUUUUUUUUUGUGUUUAGUUACCAUAUAGUUUGUUUAAAUAUUUGGGUUAAAGCCAACUAUCAUCCCUCUUCUUUUUGAAAAGGUUCAAUUUAACCCUUCUACUAUGAAAUCACAUCAGGUCGUCCCUUUACUUCAGUUUGAGCUCACAUGUCUUCCCUCUACCAUUCAUUCCAUGGCUAAGACCGUCACUUUUUACCGCUAAAGCCUAACAGUUUGGCUAACACCAUAACUUUUCUCCAAU
Molecule: messenger RNA, 2541 nt
Organism: Rubroshorea leprosula
Lineage: Eukaryota; Viridiplantae; Streptophyta; Magnoliopsida; Malvales; Dipterocarpaceae
Source: the annotation of a GenBank genome assembly